UAGAUCUGAGUACUACGCGACGUAUUAUUUUGGAGCCGCUUAAACGUGACCUAUUUUAUGUUUAUAAACUGACCGCAGGCUACAACACUGAAGUGAACUCCAAGAUCGAGGAAAGUUUAUAUAUUUGUUUUAAAUGUGCCUAAAUUGAUUCGCACUGAACGCAUACAGCUGGAUGUACGUCCCAAUGAAUGAAGUUGGCUCGUCGUUAUUAGAAAAGUCCAACGUUAUUUACCUCUAAAACGCGACAAUCUCAGCUGUUAACAACGUUUGUUUACAUUUCUAUUUUGAAAAAGUAGUCUGCGUGUAACAGUAAGACAUGGCCACUGUUGCCCAGUCCAAUUUCAUCUUCGGCUUACGGAGAGGGGUGACCAAUAACUUGUGUUUCCUCGACGACCAAACCGUGGUCUUCCCCAGUGGAAACAACUGUAUCCGUUACAACAUCGACCAGAAAUGGCAGAAAUUCAUCCCAGGCACAGAGAGGAGCCUGGGCUUGCAGGCCAUGGCUCUCAGUGCUAACCGACGCUACCUAGCGGUCUCGGAGAGCGGGGAGAAGCCCACCAUCACCGUGUACGACCUCACGCACGAGCAGGGCCGCAAGAGGAAGCUCCUGACCGCCGGCGACGGGCCGGCCGGAGAGUUCCUCUGCAUGGCCUUCUCCCCCAACUCCAAGUACCUGGUCGGCCAAUCAGGAGGCCCGACCUGGACCCUGGUGUUGUGGCUUUGGGAGAGGCAGAAGGUGCUGGCCACGGUCAGCAGCAGUGAUGGGGACCCCGUGAGCCAGGUGAGCUUCAACCCCCUGGACGACACCCAGUUGUGCGUGAGCGGGCCGGGCCUCGUGUGCCUCCUCAACUACCGCGAGGGAGUCCUGAAGCGGCAGAGCCCGGCCAAGGUGAAGGGCGUGGCCGUGCUGUGCCACGCCUGGGUGUCCGGCACACGCGUGGUCGCCGGCACAGACCAGGGCCGCCUGCUGAUGGUCGAGUCUGGGGAGCUGCGCUGGGACCUGGACGCCUGGACCAGACCCGCCCAACUGCUGGAGACCAGACACACUGACAACAAGCCGCCAAGAGAAGCCAGAGUGGAGGGAACCGCCGCUUCCCCGAGCGGCGAGGGCCCCGGGACCACCCCCACCAGCGGCGCGGGCCCCGGGGCCACCCCCCCCAGCGGCGAGGGCCGCGGGGUCACCGCCAUCCUGGCCUACUCCAAGGGCUUCAUGUGCUCCGUGGGGCCCGGGACCGUCUGCGUGUUUGAGAACACGGAGGAGAUGGACAGCUACCGCAAGACCCGGGAGCUCCUGAUCCCCCCCGACCCGUGCACCUACGAGCCCGGCCGAGCCCAGCAGCAGCAGGUGGCCACGCUGUGCCUCAGCCCCGGGGAGGAUACCCUGGCUCUCAGCACCCAGCAGGGGCAGCUCUACGCCAUCAACCUGAUCUCCACAGAGAUCAGCAGGGGGGAGCCAGCGCAUUUCGAGUUCCUGUCCAGCUCCUUCCAUACCAAGUCCAUCACGGGCCUGUCCGUCUGCAUCCGCAAGCCGCUGGUGGCCAGCUGCUCCCUCGACCGCUCGGUCCGCGUCUGGAACUACGACACCAAUGUGCUGGAGCUCUACAAGGAGUUCCAGGAGGAGGCCCUCAGCGUGUCUCUGCACCCCUCCGGCCUCUUCCUGCUGGUGGGGUUCACCGACAAGCUGAGGGUGAUGAACCUGCUGAUCGACGACAUCCGCACCGUCAAGGAGCUCACCCUGCGGGGCUGCCCAGAGUGUGUGUUCAGCCAUGGCGGUCACCUUUUCGCAGCCAUCAAUGGGAAUGUCAUCCACAUCUACUCGGUCACGACCUUCGACAACAUGCUGACGCUGAAGGGACACAAUGGGAAGGUUCAGGCCGUGGCGUGGAGCGCGGACGACAGUCGGCUGGUGUCGUGCGGCACGGACGGCGCCGUGUACGAGUGGAACGCACACAGCGGCAAGCGCGAGUCGGAGAACGUGCUCAAGUCCUGCGUCUACGCGGGCGUGGCCGUCUCCUCCGACGCCAGGACCAUCUUCGCGGCGGGAACGUCCCUCAAGGAGAUCCAGGACUCGCAGGUCCUGAGGGAGCUGUCCGGGGACGACGUCACCUACACAGCCCUCGCCCUGUCCCGCUCCGGGAAGGUCAUCUUCACCGGGACCUCCAGCGGCACGGUCCGAGUGGUCCGGAACCCCCUGCCCCUGCAGCAGGACUGGACCGAGUACCAGGCGCACUGCGGGCCCGUCACCAAGGUGCUGGUGACCUUUGACGACCAGCUCCUGCUGACGGCGUCAGGGGAUGGCUCUCUGAUGGUCUGGAGGAUCCUGGACAAGGAGAGCCGGAGGGACAAGGAGCUGUCCUACACAGAGGAGAUCCUCAUCACCAAGACGGACCUGGAGGAGAAGAACCAGAAUAUGCAGGAGCUGAAGACCCGGGUGGAGGAGCUGAGGAUGGAGAAGGAGUACCAGCUCCGUCUGAGUGACAGCCGCUACAACGAGAAGAUCAAGGAGCUCUCCGACACCUUCAUCCUGGAGAUCCAGGCUCUGAAGGCCAAGAACCAGAUGAUGGAGGAAGAAGGGGAGAAUGCAGCGCUGGCUCACCAGGAGGCCAUGACUGAGUUAAGGGAGACCUUCUCCAAAGAGCUGCUGGAUUCAGAGUCGUCCAGCAGCCAGAAGCUGCUCCUGGAGUACUCUAAGAACCUGGAGCAGCAGCGUCAGAGCACGGCCCAGCAGGAGGAGAACGAGGCCCGGCUGGAGGCCCUGGAGCAGAGCCACGCCCGCGCCCUGGGGGAGCUCCGCCUCUCCUACCAGGAGCAGCUGCAGCACACCUCCCAGCAGCUGGCCAAGGUCCAGAGCGCGGCGGCUCUGAGCCAGCAGGCGGCGCUGGAGAGCCGGCGGCAGGCGGAGGAGGACAGCGAGCUGGAGGUCCAGACGGUGCAGCAGGACUACGAGGAGAGGCUCUACAGGGGGGGAGAGAGCUACCUCACCCUGAAGGGGGAGGCCGGCAUCAUGAGGAAACAGCUGGACAGCCUUCGGCGGGAGGUGGAGGAGCGCUGUGAGGACAUCGAGCGGCUGAAGAAGGAGGCCGGCCGGCUGCAGGGGGUGAUCCGCUCCCUGGAGACGGACAUCCUGGGCCUGAAGAAGGAGAUCUCUGAGCGCGUGGAGACCAUCCAGGACAAGGAGAGGGUGAUCUGCGACCAGGGGAAGAAGAACCAGGAGCUGGAGAAGAUCAACUUCCUGAGGAACAGCAUGCUGGAGGAGCAGAAGAAGAGCAUGGCCCCCCGGGACAGCGCCAUCACAGAGAUGAAGGCGCAGAUUCAGGAGAUGGAGGCGGAGCUGAAGCUCUUCCAUGAGGAGAACACCCAGCUGGAGCUCCACGUGUCGGACCUCAAGCUGAAGCUCAGGGCCACGGCCAAGGAGAGGAACAAGGAGAUGCAGAAGGUGAAGCAGUCGGAGGGCCUGGUGCGGAGGUUCCAGGUGGACCUGCACCGGUGUGCAGCCCUCCUCCAGGAGCCGGGCCAGCUGAAGAAGGCCGUGCAGGAGAUGUACGGCUGCUACAUACGGCCGGGGGACGUGGUGGAGAUAGUGGGCGUGGACGAGGACAUUCAGAGGGAGUGGGCGAGGCAGCGAGACCACCUGGAGAAGACGGUGAGCUCCCUGAAGGUCCAGCAGGCCAAGGACUCGGAGCAGCAGCAGCAGAAGAACCUCAAGCUCAUGAGGGAGAACACGUCUCUGAUCCAGGAGAUCAACGAGCUGCGGAAGGAGCUGCAGACCGUGAGGACCCUGCUCCACAGCCUGCAGCUCCAGAAUGUCGCCAGCGCCCGCAAGAAGGGCCCCCGAGGCGGCCCGGCCCACCAGCUCGCCGGGCCCCGAGGCGGCCCGGCCCACCAGCUCGCCGCGGCCAGGAGCCCGUCGGCGGAGAGCGGGCCCCCGGUGCAGCGCCUGGACUUCCAAGAGGAGGCGGAGCGGAUCAUCCAGCUGCAGCGCACCCAGAUCCACCAGCUGAAGCAGGACCUCCGGCACCAGGAGUCAGCCUUCAGACCCCCCCCAGCCUCCAGCCCCACCCCCACCGCCCCCACCACCACCAGCACCACCACCCCCAGGCUGCCCAAGCUGUAGACGAGGUGGCCAUCAGGCGUCUCUCAGGGCUCCUCCCAGUUGAAGCUUCACACGAUGCACCUUUGAUGAAAAUAAAUAGGAUGACAACGCUGGUAAAAAUG
Gadus morhua (Atlantic cod) is the source of this 4215-nucleotide messenger RNA. It is a transcript of the gene cfap57, whose product is annotated as cilia and flagella associated protein 57. The record is from RefSeq and is a predicted model, not a curated record. The transcript has 23 exons. NCBI's taxonomy places the organism in Eukaryota, Metazoa, Chordata, Actinopteri, Gadiformes, Gadidae. Bases 317 to 4114 code for a protein of 1265 amino acids. Gene Ontology annotation, molecular function: protein binding.